UUAAGGGAAGGGCUAAGGGUGAGAAGUAAUUUGAGGAAGAUGAGUUGGUGUUCCCCACCAGUAUGUGCAUCCCUCUCCUCUCCGCAGUUUCAACUUCCACCGUCUCGCACGCCCACUCCUUCUCCCAAUUCGCUUUCUUUUUCAUGGCUUUCUUCAUUUCCCAUUUUAACUUCAACUGCCUCUCGCUCCGCCAAAAACCCUCCCAAUCCCUCACGCUCCGAUGAUUCGUUCAUUCGAGCUGCCUGGACCCGAAGAUCUCGAAGUGAAGCUGCGAAGAAACCUAACAGGAAAUCAUGGAAGCAGAGAACAGAUAUGUACAUGAGACCUUUCUUAUUAAAUGUUUUCUUCUCAAAAAGAUUUAUUCAUGCAAAAGUGGUACACCGAGGAACAAGCAAAGUGAUAUGUGUUGCUACCACAAAUGCCAAGGAUCUUCGAAACUCCCUUCCAUCCUUGAUAGAUCAUAAUGCUUGUAGAGUAGUUGGAAGGCUUAUUGCUGAGCGAUCAAUGGAAGCUGAUAUAUAUGCAGUGGCCUAUGAACCGAGAAAGGAUGAAAGGAUUGAAGGUAGACUAGGGAUCGUUCUUGAUACUAUAAAAGAAAAUGGGAUUAUUUUUGUUUGAGCUCAUUUCCUAUUAACUAAGGCUGUUUUAAUGUAGCCUCCUUGUAUGGUUUGUUACAAAUUGUAUUUGAUUGUUUGUGGAUCUUUUGUGCAUUAAUUUGCUAGUAGAUGAAUCAAAAUCUCGUGGUUUUUAUAUUGAGUUA
Cajanus cajan (pigeon pea) is the source of this 760-nucleotide messenger RNA. RefSeq names its product Ribosomal L18p/L5e family protein. Gene Ontology annotation, biological process: translation. Gene Ontology annotation, cellular component: ribosome. Gene Ontology annotation, molecular function: 5S rRNA binding; structural constituent of ribosome. The record is from RefSeq and is a predicted model, not a curated record. NCBI's taxonomy places the organism in Eukaryota, Viridiplantae, Streptophyta, Magnoliopsida, Fabales, Fabaceae.